GCCGUUGGAGGGGUCAGUCGCGGCUACGCCUCAGGUAGAGUGGGGACGGCCUUUGUUAUUAAUAGUGCCCUCAAGAGGAAUCAGUAGGAGACCACAUCCCAACCAGUCGUCAUGUCGAAUGAGGCGUUCGUGACGUUGGCCACCAAUGACACCUACGGGCUUGGUGCCCUGGUGCUGGGGAGGUCCCUCAGGAGGGUGGCCACCUCGAAGCAGACCGUCGUUCUCAUUACACCGGAUGUCUCUCAGAAGAUGAAAGAGGAGCUGGCUCACGUUUUCAACUUGGUGGUUGCCGUGGACCCCUUGGACAGCGGGGACACCGCCCACCUGGCACUCAUGUCCCGCCCGGAGCUGGGGAUCACCUUCACAAAGCUGCACGCCUGGCGGCUGGUCCAGUUCUCCAAGUGUGUCUUCCUCGAUGCGGACACUUUGGUAGUUCAGAAUUGCGAUGAACUUUUCGAGAGAGAAGAACUGUCUGCAGCUCCCGAUCCAGGCUGGCCCGAUUGCUUCAACUCAGGAGUCUUCGUCUUCGUCCCCUCAGAAGCAACCUUCAAAGCCCUCCUGGACUUCGCCGUAACUCAUGGAAGCUUCGAUGGUGGUGACCAGGGUCUCCUCAAUAUGUUCUUCAGCGACUGGGCAACAGGAGACAUUCGCAAACAUCUGCCUUUCAUUUACAAUGUGGUAUCCUCGGCAACAUAUUCUUACCUUCCAGCAUUAAAACACUUUGGAAGCCAAGUAAAGAUCGCCCAUUUCCUUGGUAACAAUAAACCAUGGAUGAGACAGAGUCAAGUAGGAUCGUCGUCCCCCUACCAGCGAGCUUGGUGGAGUAUCUUCAGAGAAGACGUCGCCGGCCGGCUCACACAAGAUAUGGCUGGAGUUCCUGGAGUGUUGGCUCGUGGGGAACCAGAUGACUGGAGAAGAGAGGCUUGGGAAGCUGGAGAUGUCGACUAUUUAGGACGGGAUUCUUUUGAUAAUAUUUGGAAGAGGAUAUGUGAAUGUGUUGGUAUCACAGCGCAAACCUUAUCGGCCCCUGCAGCACCAGCAGCAACUUCCGCUGGUAUAGCAAAUCAGCCAUUAGCACCUGCCCCAACCGUUGUGGACAUUGUGCCUGAAGAAAAGCUUCCUGCACCACUAACAGAGAAGCUCGCAGAACCUGUGGUACUUCCUGAGAAGAAAAUAGAAUCUGUUGAAAAACCCUCAGAACCCAUACUAACUGAGAAAAAACCAGCAGAGCCCGAGGUUUCUGCUGAGAAACCAGUAGAGACCGUAGUAUCCGCUGUGAAACCAACGGAACCUGUAGUAUCUGCAGAGAAACCAGUAGAACCCACAGUAACUGCUGAGAAAUCAGUAGAACCCGUGGUCACUGCUGAGAAACCAGCUGAACCAGUAAUAACCGCAGAGAAACCUGCAGAACCCGUAGUAUCUGCUGAUAAACCAGCAGAACCCGUAGUAUCUGCUGAUAAACCAGCAGAACCCGUAGUAUCUGCUGAUAAACCAGCAGAACCCGUAGUAUCUGCUGAUAAGCCAGCGGAACCAGUAGUAUCUGCUGAGAAAUCAGUCGAAUCCGUAGUAACUGCUGCUAAACCAGCUGAACCAGUAGCAGCAUCUGCAGAGAAACCAGCAGAAACUGUACCAUCUUGUGAGAAAUUAGCAGAACCUGCACCUUCUAAGAAACCAGCUGAACCUGCUGUUUCUGCUGAGAAAUCAGCCGAGCCUGUUGCUUGUGCUAAGAAAGCAGCAGAACCUGUAGUAACUGCUGAGAAACCAGUGGAACCCGUUGUUAGUUCAGAAAAAAUACCCGAAACUCUGGCUGCAACUGAAAAACCAUCUGAGCCCUCAGUUAUUACUGAAAAAUUACCAGAACCUGCACCAGUUGCAGUCGAAAGCCCAACUAUUGUAGAUAAGGAAAAGAAAGCUGAAUCCACACCUACAGAAAAACCAUCUGAAUCUUCAAAACCAGUCGAAAUUCCUGCAGAGAAAACAGCAGAACCAACACCUGUCGAGGAAAAAUCUAUCAAACAGGAAGUGCCAUUGGAAGAGAAACCUCUUAAAAGCGCUGAAAAAUCAGCAGAGCCUGUAGCAGAAGCACCAAAACAAACUAAAAUAUCUGAAGCGGAAACAGUGCCGAGAGAGGAAAAGGCAGAAGUAGCACCACCUUUAGAAAAGUCUGUUGAGGCUGCUCCUUCUGGCGAGAAACCAACAGAAAAAUCGGUCACAUCUACACCAGAAACUGCUCCUCAAAUUUGUCCCAUGAAACCUUCAGGACCCAAAUCUACAGCACCAGUAACACCCGUAGGCGUACCAUCACAACCCACUCCUUCAGAACCAUCAUUAAAGUCUGGAGAAGCACGGAUACAACCUCCUUUAGUUGGUGGAGAUGCACCAGUUUGCAAAAAAGAACCAGGUACUCCAACUAUAACCCCGCCAUCUGGUCCAGCUUCACCCCAACCUGCCGAUGUCCCUCCAGAAGUCUGUAAGCUCCAAGCUACUUCUUCUCAACCUGCCACUCCACCUGCUUCAUCCCACCAAACAACAGAUGCACCAGUACCACCUAAAAGGAAACAGGGAAAGAAUGGAAAAUCUGGCAAAGGAAAAAAAUGAACUAGGGGGGCUAUUUUUUGUUCUUUAGCGCUAAAUAUUUAUAUAUAGAGAUUUGCUGGUUUAAGUCUAGCAAAUUCUUACUUCGACAGUCUGACAGAUCUAGUCUCCAUGUCUUAAUAUUUUGGAAUAUUUAAGAUGACUGCUCAGGUUUUAUAAAAAUGAUUUGAUUUCUUUCAUGUGCUUGUAGUGCUCUUGAUCAUAUUAAUGAAAAAUUUCAUGUGUAAUAAGAAUUUUAAAAAUCAUCUUUUAAAUGGCUUUCUUGGCCAUCAGAUAUUAUUUUUUAUCUAUAUUGUUAAUAAUACCUGUAAAUUUAUGUUAUCAUUUUUUCAACUAGUCACUAGAGAAUGUCAAUAUGCAAAAUAAUUGCUAUAAUUAUUAAUAAAGAAAUUUUGAUACUACAUUUUUA
This is a messenger RNA of Nezara viridula (southern green stink bug), 3004 nucleotides long. Lineage: Eukaryota; Metazoa; Arthropoda; Insecta; Hemiptera; Pentatomidae. The record is from the annotation of a GenBank genome assembly.